This is a messenger RNA of Babesia bovis T2Bo, 3951 nucleotides long. Its product is annotated as variant erythrocyte surface antigen-1 alpha subunit. The transcript has 2 exons. The record is from RefSeq and is a predicted model, not a curated record. NCBI's taxonomy places the organism in Eukaryota, Apicomplexa, Aconoidasida, Piroplasmida, Babesiidae. The coding region runs from base 25 to 3939 and encodes 1304 amino acids.
GUAGUGUAGCGACAGUGUUUUAGGAUGCGCGCCCAGUCCUAUAGAACUCACCCUUGUACAGAAUGUAUAUGCGGCCUGGCGGCGGCAGUGACUGACCUACUGCAGUCAGUACAACUGGAGUACCAUGGUGAAGGCAACAAUGGCCCCCCAAAAAAGAGAGUCACAGAGUGCCUCAAUGAGCUAUUCUCUCUGGUACAAGGACUAGGUGGUACCUCCGUGGUCCGGACCUAUAUAGACCAGCUGGCACAGGUACUCAGUGCACUCGUUGGGUGGAGUAAGAUAGAUAAGUGUGGUAAUUGCGAUAGUAGUAAAGGGAAUCAACAUGGCACAAAUGAGAAGUGCCAGUAUCUACAGGAAGUAAAGGAAAACAAGCCUUGUGAUACGUGUAAAUGUAUGAAAUGGGUAGUGCCCGAGGCGGGUAAGGAUGAAGCACACUACUUGGGAAGGAGGUGUACAAGGUGUGAGGGUAGUGGGCAGCCGCCGUGUAAGUGUAGUAGUAGUAGUGGUAGUGCCUGUCAGGGUCCUGACAGUUGCAAAUGCGCUCUAGCAGGCAAGUGCUGCAAGUGUUGUUGUACGAGUUGUGGGAAGUGUAGUGAUAAGUGUAGCUGUAUCGAACAGGAGAAGAAUAUCCUUGGUAUUUAUGAACAUAAUGAGAGCUAUGUGUCAGCAUAUAAGGUGAAACUGGUACAUGAAGGGUAUUUUGGUAGAGAAUACCAGGUUUGGCCAAAGUGGUCUGAUAGAAAAACUAGUAAAAAGCGAGCGGUGGCUGCACGUAACUUACUAGGGUCAGUAUGUCUCAUUUGGAGUGGACUUACAUAUAUGUAUUGGACAGGAAAGUACGCCAAAGGUAGCCCACGGUGGAACAAUCACAUUUUGGACGGUAGUGGUCUAGAUGAUGGUACCCUGUCCCAAUGGAUACAGGCCUUAGGGUUUCCUAGGGAUAUGUUGAACAAUAGUGGGCCACAGAAUAGACUUGACAAGGUCAUAUGGAAUGGGAUUAUGGGUAAGUUAUAUUUGGGAUUCCCGAAUACUGGUACUGGUGGCAAUGUUGAUAUCCAUGGCUAUGACGGUGAUGAAAAUACAUUUAGGGAUCCAUCUAGUAUGAACUAUGCAGGAUAUAUACAUACCAUGGACAAGGGUGCAUUUUGCAGCAACGCUACUAUCUUCCAUAAGAAUGACACCACCAGCACAACGGACGAAAACACCAACAAAUGUGGUGCCUUGUACAAGCUCUACAUUCUCUCAUGUGCCUACUUCACUGGGUUACAGAAAAAGACUCCGCCGAAGGGGGGAAAUACAAACCCUAAGACCAUCCGGGAAAUCCUCUACUGGCUAAGUGCAUUGCCCUAUAGCCCGGCAUAUCCAAUGAUACUGGAGCAUUCCAAGGAAGUAUUGAAGAAAGUGGCACCAGACGUUAAAGGCACCAAGACACUUUCGUUCUACCAGACAGGCCGCACAGCACCCAUUACCGUCCAUGAAUACAACCUCUUUGCUCACUUCCAAGCAGUGACUCAGUACUGCCCACUAGUCCUCAUAGGUAUCCAGGGUGGAAUACAUAGUCCUAAGGGCACUGAUAGCACUACAGAACCUGCCAUUCACUCCCUGUAUGCCAACACUGAAUGCUCCUUCACCUACCCAGCAGUCGAUAUCCAAGCAUACAACCAAGUGGUACACUACAUUAGGGCUCUGUUCUACCAGUUGUAUUUCCUUAGGAAGCAAUGUGCAGUUAAAGUGGCUCUAGGAGGCAAAUGGCGUGAAUGUAGGUAUGGUAGUGGAGUGAUUGGGAAGGAUGUGGUUAGCUGGAUGUGCCUGGGGUGUGACCCCAUGGAGCAUGAUAGGAAUUAUAGGGUAAAGGAGUUGAAAAAGACAUUGGAUGGGGUGACGAAUGGAACAGGGGAGAAUGAUACAUUGAUGAAGUCUCUAGCGAGUGUACUUGAGAAAAUUGGGGAAGUAGUGGUACAAUUGGGUAAUGCCCAGGAGAGGUUGGAUAGGGGAAAGUAUGAUCUAGGGGGAGUGAUGGAUGCACUAAAUAAAGUAUUUCCAAAGGUGUAUACGAAUGGGAAUGGAUUCAAAGAUGUACUACAGGGGGUACUAGGGAAAUUGGAAACGGAGAAGAUGAAGGGACUAGAGGAUAGUGGGCUAGAGGGGGUGACUAAACUAAAGGAAGCUGUUACGAAGGCUAAGGGGACACUAACGGCGGCUAAAGAGGCAGUAGAGAAACAGCACGGUACUGAUGUUGAUCCAUGUAAGAACCUAGUGAGUGCUGCUAUAGAUGGGAUACACAAGGUAUUGGAUAUAUUUAAAAAGUGGGCAGAACAAGACGGAAAGGAUAUUAUAGAGCAAGCGAAAAAAACCCUGGAAUAUGUUGGCAUAUUAACGAACGCUGGGAAUGAGAUAGAUCUGCGUAAUGUUAAACUGGAGGCACAUUACUCGGCGCUACUCUCAGCCAUUAACCAGCUCAUCUCCAUCUGCUCCACUUCCAAGUGCCCACCGUGCCAUGAACACGCCAAGAAGUGUGGCAAACAGCCACAGUCCAAGUACUGUGACAAAUGCCACCAACAGUACAUGGACGGCACUCCAUCACCCCUCCAGGCAUUCCUCGAGGAUAGGUUACCAGGUUUUAGUUGUAGUGCAGUGGUGGACCAAGACGAGAACCCAGAGUAUCCCCUGGCUGCAUCCCACCUAGGACACUGUGGUGGCUCAGGUCAAUGCUGCCCCUUGCCAAUGGGAUUUAGAAAUAACUUCCAGAAGGGCAGCACCGGUGAUAUGACUGGUGCACGCCUUUAUGGCAUCCUCUACUUCUUUAGUAAUGAGAACAUGAUGCAGUCGUGUGUCUAUACACUGGUUAGGGUUACUGCGGCACUCAGUGCCACCACACCACAGGUAUUGGGUGAUGUCUUUGGGUUCUUUAGGGGGGGUGUAGGAAAUCCAGUAGAUGGGAAGAACAGGAAGGAACAAGACAAGGCAUGUAAGCACGAAGGGGAUCCAAGUGACACUUCUGAGGAGAACAAGGAGAAGUACUUUUGCGGCUGGUGUGCCUCUGGGUUAAGGGAUGUAGUGAAUGACAUUGAGUGGAUUCCAAGAGAUGACAAGGAUAAAGGAGGGAAGUAUAGAGGAAGUGUAGGAGAAGCACUGAUAGAUAUUAAGGGCGACAAGGGCAGUAGUACCACUACAUAUUCCAGUACACAAGACACUAAUACUUCCCUCUCACGACUCACUAAGAACUGCCAGUACCUCUCCCCCCUAACCGGUGAACUCUAUACAGCAGUGAGCGCCACUUUCGGUGGAACAUACCUCUCAUGGGUACUAUACCUAUCAGAUGCACUUCAUUCAGGACUAGAGUCACUCUCUGAGGCAUUCCGUAAUAUUGAAUGCCGGGGUUGUAAGGGAAACUGUGACCCCAAUAAGUGCACGAAGGGAGAACACGGAAGCAAUGGCGGUGGACAGUGUGGAUGCCAAUCAAUCGUAUCAUGUACCGGGGUACUGCCAGUGUUGUAUAGACAUGGGUUCAGCUACGGUAACCCAUUCAAUCUGGAGGGGUACCAGCAAGGGGAUGGAAAGGUAGAUGGGCAGUAUGAUAUCAAAAAGGAAGACAAGUAUAUUAAGCAGUGCCAUCAAUUCUUAGACAGUCUCAAUCAAGUGAUCAAGACAGAGAGUACCACUCCCCUCCAUGCAUUACUCUCAGCAGUAGGUAAACUCCAAUACGACAUACGGCUCCCGUGGAUCUUUGUGCUGACCGUAGCCUGGCUAGUAGCGGUACUCUACCUCGCCUUUGGAGCCAUAUGGCCACUGGACUGGACACAUAUGAGGUCGCACUGGUUACGGGGUGGAGCACACCAGUGGCAAUGUAUGUGGUAUAAGGUGAUGACGGGGAGGAAGGGAAUGGAACUGGUGGAGUAUUUUGAUCAACGUUUACUAUUGCAUUUAGUGAUGGUUUAGUAGGAUUGUUCG